Messenger RNA from Haliotis rubra (blacklip abalone), 864 nucleotides. Its product is annotated as methyltransferase N6AMT1-like. The record is from RefSeq and is a predicted model, not a curated record. Gene Ontology annotation, cellular component: eRF1 methyltransferase complex. Gene Ontology annotation, molecular function: S-adenosylmethionine-dependent methyltransferase activity; protein methyltransferase activity. Lineage: Eukaryota; Metazoa; Mollusca; Gastropoda; Lepetellida; Haliotidae.
CGAACAUGGAAGUGCUCAGUUUAUCAAGCACAGAUGUCCCUUGUAGCAUCAUGUCUGGCAUGUUUUCCACCCCAGACUUGGGUCACUUGGGCAGCUCAGAUUACAAUCAUGUCUACGAGCCUGCAGAAGAUUCAUUCCUGUUCCUUGAUGCCCUGGAGCAAGAACAUGGCUUCCUUGCUAAGCUGAGACCAACAGUGUGCCUGGAGAUUGGUUCUGGAUCCGGAGUCUGCAUUACCUUCCUUGCCAGGAUACUGGGACCCACUAGUGUGUAUAUGAGCACAGAUAUCAAUGUGAAGGCAGCUUGCAUCACGAGGGACACAGCCAACAGGAACUCGGUCACAGUGGAGCCUGUCAUCACAGAUCUGGUGAACUGUCUAUCAUCUCGCCUCUCAGGUUGCAUUGAUGUGUUGCUCUUCAACCCACCAUACGUAGUCACGCCUAGUCAGGAGGUGGGGAGCACAGGCAUUGAGGCAUCAUGGGCAGGAGGUAUCAGAGCGGAGGUCGUGGACAGGUUAUUUCCCUUGGUUUCAUCGAUCUUGUCACCAGAGGGUGUCUUCUACCUUGUCAUUAUCAAGGAAAAUAAUCAAGAUGAAAUCGAGGAUAUUAUGAAGAAGAAUGGCUUUCAAAUGGUUGUGGUGAAAAGUCGUCGAUCUGGCCCCGAGUUCCUCUCAGUGCUGAAAUUCACCCGACUUCCUUCUGUCACGUGACACAGGUUAUCAGGUCGGUGUGCAAAUCGGUGUGUUCCAGACCUUGGGGUGGAGGUUAGAUGUACCUACUGAAUCGUGUAUGGAAGACAUCAUACUGGAUCAACCUGAAUCUCAGGGACACAAAGUGAUACAAAUAAAAUGAGCAUCAAAGCUGCAA